UUAAUUCUGCAACGUGAAAGCGAGGCAAAUAAAAGCCAAAAUGGAGGAAGGUUUCAAAGUUGUUUCCAACAGAAGGAAAAAGAAAAGGAAUAAGAAUUGUCCCAAACAAAUUUCAUUCUUUGAUUAUAAACAUGGUUCAGAAAUAGAAGAUGUCUCUUACGAGAGGUCAAUUUCAAUGAUAGAAAAGUGCAGGCAUGAAAUUCAAUCAGACGGCUUUUGGAUUGGCUUCACAGAUUCACUGCCUGCAGAUUCAAACUCGGAAUUACAAGUUGAAGAGAUUGUUUCCUAUGGAGUAGGUCAUAUAUCUUCAAAUCCCAUCGCAAGAUAUCAGUUUGCUCUUUUGAUUCUCAUCGCAAAACAUUUCCAGCUCACCGACAGUGUCCAUAUUUACGAUCCAGUGUUUACGUUGACGGAAAGAAAUAUUAUCAAGCAUUUCGGGUUUAAAUUGAUAACGCACAAUGAGGAAUGUAGCCGUCAAUUAGGAAGAGCAACCAUCGUGUUCAUGAUGCACUGCGGCAAGGCUAUGUACAACAAUUUGUUAAAAGCAAACUGGGGUGUCGAUCUUCAAAAUAUUGUCCUUAUAGGCAAUUCAUUUUCAUCUUAUGCGGAAAGGUUCCCGUCAAAGACCCUUGAAAUAGAGGCACAAUAUCUCUGUGACAUACUGCCAUACACAAAAGAGGCGAAGAUACCCAAUACUUUUAUCCACAAAGACGUUUUCAACGAUACAGCAAUAUUAACGUUUCCAAGGACUAUACUUAAUGAUGUAAAUAGUGAAUUCUGGACUCGUGAAAGGCGGGAAUUAAACCUUGACAAUGAUACGGAAAUUAUAGCAAAGUCUAAAAUAGAGGCAUUUAAAUCGUGAAUUCAUUUUUGAGUACAUUAGUAUUUUGCUAUGCUUAUUUUUAACACUAACCUUAUAAUUAGUUGCAGGUUUUUAAAACGAAUGUUUGUAGAACAUGUAAUCAUGCUUACUGUAGCAUCGAUGUUUUGUUAUCAUUA
Rhopilema esculentum is the source of this 999-nucleotide messenger RNA. RefSeq names its product SRR1-like protein. Lineage: Eukaryota; Metazoa; Cnidaria; Scyphozoa; Rhizostomeae; Rhizostomatidae. The record is from RefSeq and is a predicted model, not a curated record. Gene Ontology annotation, cellular component: nucleus; cytoplasm.